Molecule: messenger RNA, 690 nt
Organism: Sinocyclocheilus rhinocerous
Lineage: Eukaryota; Metazoa; Chordata; Actinopteri; Cypriniformes; Cyprinidae
Product: voltage-gated potassium channel subunit beta-1-like
Exons: 10
Coding region: 10-690 (226 amino acids)
Biological process (GO): potassium ion transport; regulation of potassium ion transmembrane transport
Cellular component (GO): voltage-gated potassium channel complex; cytoplasm; juxtaparanode region of axon
Molecular function (GO): transmembrane transporter binding; potassium channel regulator activity; voltage-gated potassium channel activity
Source: RefSeq, a predicted model, not a curated record
GAGCAGCUGAUGACUAUAGCGUAUGAGAGCGGGGUAAACCUUUUUGACACCGCAGAGGUGUAUGCUUCUGGAAAAGCUGAAGUCAUACUGGGAAACAUCAUCAAAAAGAAGGGUUGGAGGCGAUCCAGUCUGGUUAUUACCACAAAGCUCUACUGGGGUGGAAAAGCCGAGACAGAACGAGGCCUUUCUAGGAAACACAUUAUUGAAGGUCUUAAGGGCUCCUUGCAGAGGAUGCAGCUGGAAUAUGUAGAUGUGGUCUUCGCCAACCGGCCUGAUAGCAACACACCGAUGGAGGAGAUCGUCAGAGCCAUGACCUACGUGAUAAACCAAGGCAUGUCCAUGUACUGGGGGACCUCACGAUGGACAGCUAUGGAAAUAAUGGAAGCAUAUUCUGUAGCGAGGCAGUUUAACCUGAUUCCUCCAGUGUGUGAGCAGGCAGAGUAUCAUCUCUUCCAGAGGGAGAAGGUCGAGGUGCAGCUGCCUGAGCUCUACCAUAAGAUAGGUGUGGGCGCCAUGACAUGGUCUCCUUUGGCCUGUGGGAUCAUCACUGGAAAGUAUGAAAACGCCUGGUGUCUGCGGAACGAGGGAGUGAGCUCGGUACUACUAGGAACCUCAAAUGCAGAGCAGCUAACUGAAAACCUGGGAGCCAUACAGGUAUUUGAUUUUAUAGCUCUUGCUUGCCCUACUUGA